AUGAACAUGAAUAUGCACUCAAGUGCGAUGAGCGGUGGAAUGGGUGGAGGACUCGGAGGAGGUAUGGGCAACGUGGGCAAUGUAGUCAGCGGCAUCCACAGCAUCGGCCUGCAUAGCGGGGGAGGAGGGUUAUCGGGAGCGUUUCACAACGGGAUGCACGGUGUAGGGAACCUUCAGCAUGCAUCAGGAGCGAACAUCCAGAGCUUCCAUGGCUCGGGCUUCGUGGGGAGCUCCAGUGCGGUGCACGGCAUGGGCCAAGUCGAUAUCCCCCACAACCUGUCGAGCAUUCUUGAUUCGGUGGCUGCCGGGGUUAAACGGCCCACAAGGAAGACUUGGACGGAUAGCGAGAAGAAGGCUGUGCUGGAGCUGCUGAGCUUCAACGGGGGGAGUAAGAAGAAGACGCUGGACGCCCUUCAGGCCAAGUACGGAAGCGCCUUCCAAACCAUCAGCCUGCAGACCCUCAAGCGAUGGCAGAACGCGAUGCACCGUGCGGACCUGCAGGCGGCAGAGACGGGCGAGCCGGUGAAGCUGAACAGGAAGAGGGGGAAGAAGACUUGCACCCCCUUCGAAGAGGACCUGUUGAACCGUCUCCUCCAGGAGAACCUGGGCGAUGUGUCGCAGAUAGCAGGGCACAUCCCGUACGCCACCGUCAUCAACGCUGCGAACGCUCUGAGAGCUGAUCCUGCAUGGAGGGAGGAUGAGAAGGUCAAGAAGCUCAGGUUCAGCAACACUUGGGUGCGCUCCUUCCUGCUGCGGAACAACCUGAAGCCCCCAGAGACCGUGGAGGUCCCGCGGUAUGGAGGUGGGAGGAUGGAGGAGAGGGGGAGACUGGCGGGGACGAGGAGGAAGAGGAGCGAGAUCAGCAGCGCGAGAGGAAGGCAUAUGAUGGAAGGUUCUCCUCCUCCGUUGCGUGAGCGAGGAGUGAAGAUGCGUCGACUAGAGAAUCAGGUGUCGGUGCUCAAAAUGCAGCUCGAGGAGGAGCGGAGGCGGAACUCGUUGCUAGAGCAGCAGCUGUUCCAGUGCCAGCGAGGAGGAGAAGGCGUGGGGAGGAUGGAGAGGUUGUGGAGCGGGCAGGGGAUAGGGGGAGUCGCUCCCCAGUGGAGCUCCGACAUGAUCAACCAGAGACCGAUCUGA
Molecule: messenger RNA, 1134 nt
Organism: Guillardia theta CCMP2712
Lineage: Eukaryota; Cryptophyceae; Pyrenomonadales; Geminigeraceae
Exons: 1
Coding region: 1-1134 (377 amino acids)
Source: RefSeq, a predicted model, not a curated record